Messenger RNA from Pteronotus mesoamericanus, 938 nucleotides. It is a transcript of the gene LST1, whose product is annotated as leukocyte specific transcript 1. The coding region runs from base 277 to 585 and encodes 102 amino acids. Gene Ontology annotation, cellular component: membrane. NCBI's taxonomy places the organism in Eukaryota, Metazoa, Chordata, Mammalia, Chiroptera, Mormoopidae. The transcript has 5 exons. The record is from RefSeq and is a predicted model, not a curated record. Gene Ontology annotation, biological process: immune response; cell morphogenesis; dendrite development.
GGAAGCAAGCAGCUGGAACGCGGGGCUGGCGGAAAGGGUGGGCUCUUUAGGGGCGAGAAGUGGUGAAUCGAGUCGGACCCAGAGCACUGCAAUAAUGGAGCAAAGGUGCUCUGACCAUGGGCGAACAGAACUGGCUCCCUUGGACUAUUCAGGUCUAUGAGAUCCUUACCUAUGAGAUGAGGAACUUGAGGCACGUGACUUGCCCCAGGCCAUUUAGGCUGCCAGGGCAGGAGCUAGGUUUUCUGACCUCCACGCCAGUCUUUGGUCCCCAAUCUAAUGGCAGCUUCGGAUGGUUUGAUAGCAGACAAAUGCCUUUACAUCUAUGGCUGCUUGGGGCUUGGAGGGCUCCUGGUUGUGGCUCUGUCCGGCUGUGUGUGUUGGCUCCAUCGGAGAGUGAGGAAGCUGGAAAGGAGCUGGCUUCAGCACUGGCCCCAGGCCCAGCUCUCCGAGCAGGAACUCCACUAUGCAUCUCUGCAGAGGCUGCCCUGCUGUAAGCGGCCUAACCUUGGUGAUCCAGAAAGGGAAGGCUCCAAGGAGGACCCUAGCACUGACUAUACCUGCAUUGCUGAAAACAAACCCAUCUGAGCGCCCCAGACAUUGCCCUCAACAAAGGCGAGAGUCCUGUGGUUCGCCCAGCAGACCAUGGUCUUGAGGCCUCCCAUGUCUGACUUCUUCAGUCCAUCUCAAGCCAGCUGUUCAACAUGGCCACCAUAAAAACUUAAUUGACUCACCUUUCCGCCCACUCCGGGGUCAAGUAGUGAUUUAUUGGAUGAAGAAGGGUGUUUAGGGACCCAAGCUCCCCUAAAGGCCAGAAAAGAGUACAGUAGCCCCCGACCCCCCACCCCUUAUAUGCAGUUUUGCUUUCUACUGUUUCAGUUACCCACAGGCAGAAAAUAUUAAAUGGAAAACUCUAGAAAUAAACAAUUCCUAAGUUUCAA